Molecule: messenger RNA, 669 nt
Organism: Symbiodinium necroappetens
Lineage: Eukaryota; Dinophyceae; Suessiales; Symbiodiniaceae
Source: the annotation of a GenBank genome assembly
AUGGUCACUCGAAAGAAGGGCAGGGCUGCGGCCCAAAGCAAGGGCGAUGUGGUGAUGACUCCUGCGGGCCAGGAUGCAAAAGUCAAAAAAACAAUCAACAAGAGCCGCCGGCGCAAGGCGACAACGGCUCCAGCCAAGGCGGCACCGGAAUCAAGGCGCCAGCGAGGGCGGCGGCGGGUUGAAAAAGUUGCUUCGGGCUGCGCUGUGUUGCAGGAGCUGCGAAAGCGACAGGCCGAAGAGUGGAAGUCCAUGAAGGCGAAAGUGGCAGCUCUCAAGAAGGAUCGGCAGAAGCUGCCCACGCGAGGCAGCAAGGAGAAGCGGCAGGCCUUGAACCAAGACAUCCGCCGACUGCAGGAAGACAUGCAGGUGAGGCAUAUGGCGGAGCUUCGGGCUGCGGGUCUCGAAGCGACCACGAAGGUGCUCGGUGGGAGCUUUUCCGGGACCCUGGAUCUGUUGCCUUGCGGAUUCAUACAUUCAGCAACCCAUAGGACCAAAACCAGUAAGCCCACAAGGCGUGGCAGGUUGCGGUGUCAUAGUCAUAGCACCGGCCCGAGCACGUCCGCUGCAGGAAGACAUGGAGCUCUGAGUACUGCCGAAGUGCGGCAACGAGCUCCCCUUGCGACACAAAGCCAGCCAGCGCCGAGCCGAAAGAAAGUGUUGCUUGUGUGA